UGACAACCACAGAAAAGUCCACUUCCUUUUUCCUUUUCAUUUUCAUGUUAUUAUCUCCAAGGAAUAAUGAUUUCUUGAUUCAACCUUUUCAUCAUAUUCUGGUCCCAAUGUUCAGAAUACUCAGAAAGAAACUGAAGCGCCUCUUCCAUGGCCUCCGCCGCUCAUUUCGCCGCCGUUCCAAGAACGCCGCCGUCGUCAAAACAUUUCUCAAAUCCGAUUCCAACCCAGCUCACACCGCCUCCUCCGCCGCCAUUCGUCCCGCCUUGCGCGUCGCCACCUUCAAUGCCGCCCUCUUCUCCAUGGCGCCGGCGGUUCCGAGGUCUGGAAGAUCAGCCAGCUUUGAUUUCGGAGAUGAAGACUACACCCACUCCCAUACCCAUCUGAGAUCAAACUCCAUGGACAGUCGGCCCAAGGGCAUUCUGAAGCAGUCUUCCCUGCGUCUCAACUCCAUGGCCCGAAGAGAGAAUGAUGUCUUCGCGGCCAAAUCGAAGCCACGGGUUUCGAUUAAUUUGCCGGACAAUGAAAUCUCCCUGAAGAAGAGUGGGCAGUUGAGCUUUCUCGAGAAUGAAAAGGAGAGUUCGAGGACGAGUAGUAGGAGCAGGGGGAAGGCCGCCGGUGGAAAGAAUGGCGGCGAGAUUUAUGGAAAUAGGAGGACGAUUUUGGAGGUGUUGAGAGAGGUGGAGGCGGAUGUGGUGGCGCUGCAAGGCGUGAAGGCGGAGGAGGAGAAAGGGAUGAAGCCAUUGUCAGAUUUGGCUGCCGGUUUGGGGAUGAAUUAUGUGUUUGCAGAGAGCUGGGCUCCGGAGUAUGGCAAUGCCAUCUUGUCCAAGUGGCCUAUUAAGAGCUGGAAGGCCCAAAAGAUCUUUGAUGACUCUGAUUUCAGGAAUGUCCUAAAGGCGAAAAUCGAGGUUCCUCAAGUAGGCGAAUUCGACUUGUAUUGCACCCAUCUUGACCAUUUAGAUGAAAACUGGAGAAUGAAGCAGAUGAAUGCCAUAAUCCAGUCAGCUGACACACCCCACCUUUUAGCUGGAGGUCUAAAUUCACUCGAUGAAACGGAUUAUUCACCUGAGAGAUGGGCAGAAAUUGUUAAGUACUAUGAAGAGAUGGGAAAGCCAACUCCCAAAGUUGAGGUGAUGAAGCACUUAAAGACUAAACAGUACGCUGAUGCCAAAGAUUUUGGCGGCGAAUGUGAGUCUGUCGUCGUGAUUGCCAAAGGACAGAGUGUACAGGGAACAUGUAAGUAUGGAACACGAGUGGAUUAUAUACUGGCUUCACCACAUUCGUCGUUCAAGUUUGUGCAAGGAUCCUACUCGGUUCUCUCUUCCAAGGGAACUUCGGAUCAUCACAUAGUGAAAGUUGACGUGGUUAAAGUAGACGAGGAGGAGGAGCGUCAGCAAUGUGUUGAUAGCAGUAACAAGCGGCCAGCCAAGAAGAAAGUUGUAAAGAUUACAGAUCCUAAUUCUUCAAAGGGUUUAUGGAAAAUACAUACAUAACAUUCCUAAUGGAAAAUUUUUGUUUUGUUUUGUUUUUUCACUGCUCUGUAUUGGUCUGUAAAGCAUUACUAAUCUUUCACUCCUAUUUACCUUUUUCUUUUCCAGAAAGAAACUGAAGAGGUAAAGUAUCCAUAAAUCUCAAAUAGUAUAUGGAAUUGUUGUGAUACACUGCUAUAACACAUUUAACAAUUUGCUCGA
Messenger RNA from Ipomoea nil (Japanese morning glory), 1688 nucleotides. RefSeq lists its product as uncharacterized. Gene Ontology annotation, biological process: GPI anchor biosynthetic process. The record is from RefSeq and is a predicted model, not a curated record. Bases 45 to 1490 code for a protein of 481 amino acids. Gene Ontology annotation, cellular component: endoplasmic reticulum. The transcript is spliced from 4 exons. Gene Ontology annotation, molecular function: catalytic activity. NCBI's taxonomy places the organism in Eukaryota, Viridiplantae, Streptophyta, Magnoliopsida, Solanales, Convolvulaceae.